Aspergillus wentii DTO 134E9 is the source of this 1670-nucleotide messenger RNA. RefSeq lists its product as uncharacterized. The transcript has 3 exons. The record is from RefSeq and is a predicted model, not a curated record. The coding region runs from base 83 to 1336 and encodes 417 amino acids. NCBI's taxonomy places the organism in Eukaryota, Fungi, Ascomycota, Eurotiomycetes, Eurotiales, Aspergillaceae. Gene Ontology annotation, molecular function: transmembrane transporter activity. Gene Ontology annotation, biological process: transmembrane transport. Gene Ontology annotation, cellular component: fungal-type vacuole membrane.
UUAGAGUUUCCUUUAUCCCGAGUAUAUUUUGGAACAAUAUUGUGGGAUUCUCCUGGUCAUCCAAGCAUCUUCAAUCUACACAAUGACCGACUCACCCAAAGCCGAAGUCAAGGUAGUAACGCCUCCUCCUCCUCCAAAUGGUGGUCUCAAAGCAUGGUUGCAAGUCGUGGGCAGUUUCAUGCUGGUCCUGAAUACCUGGGGCCUUGCCAACUCCUUUGGCAUCUUCCAAACAUACUACUCCACAACGCUACUCACCACCGCCUCUCCAUCCGCUAUCUCAUGGAUCGGUUCCAUCCAGGGCUUCCUGCUGCUCUUCGUCGGGGUUCUCUGUGGUCGCGCCUUUGACGCCGGAUACUUCUACCCCGUGGUCGCACUAGGAAUCAUCCUCGAGGUGUUCGGUAUGAUGAUGACCUCGUUAAGCACAACAUACUACCAGAUCUUCCUCGCGCAGGGGCUCUGCGUCGGUCUGGGAUCCGGCUGUCUCUUCACCCCUGCCAUAUCGCUGGUCGGCACGUACUUUUCUACCCGGAGAAGUCUGGCCACCGGCAUCGCAGCCAGUGGAAGCAGCGUCGGCGGUAUCGUCUAUCCCAUCCUCAUCCGCCGACUCAUCGUCACGGUGGGAUUCCCCUGGGCUGUACGGACCAUGGGAUUUGUCAUGCUCGCUACGUUGGGGAUUGGCGUUUCCCUGCUCCGACCGCGACUGCCGCCUCGUCGGUCUGGUCCGUUGGUGGAUGUUGAUGCUUUCAAGGAGCCGGCAUAUGCGACUUUCGUUGUUGGAUUGGCACUGGCAUUUACAGCGUUUUUCAUUCCGUUCUUUUAUGCGGAGAGCUAUGCGCUCGGAAUCGGUGUUGACUCUGACCUUUCCUUUUACAUUCUGAGUAUCAUGAACGCGGGAGGGAUGAUCGGGCGAAUGGUCCCGAACGCCAUCGCAGACAAAGUUGGAAACUUAAACGUCAUCGUGCCCUGCGCAUACAUCUCCGGAAUAACCGUCCUAGCCUGGUCAUCCGUACAGCGCCUCCCCAACCUGAUCGCAGCCUCCUUUCUAUACUCCUUCUUUUCGGGCGGACUGAUGGCACUCCCUCCCGCGGUGCUGGUCGGGUUGAGCCCAAACCUGAGCCAGAUCGGAGUUCGCGUUGGGAUGGCGCUUACCGUUGCGUCGGUGGGGGUAUUGAUCGGGUCGCCGAUUGCUGGGGCAAUUCUAGCAAGCCAGAGUAAGCAGGAUAAGGUGGAUUUCACAGGAACGUUGAUAUUCACCGGUGUGGUGCUGCUCGCUUGUGGGGGAUUUAUGAAUGUUACUCGGGUUGUUAAAGCUGGGUUUACAUGGGGGAAGGUUUAGCAGCAUAAACAAUAUAUAACUCGAACAGAUAGACAGGUUCAACUCUGAAGAUCAGCCAUAGCACCCCGGAAAUCCGCAAUAAGGGAACUCCGCAUCAUAUUAUACAAAUCCAACCCAUCCGCCUCAUCAAGCCCACAUGCCCUCUGAUCCAAUCUUUCCAGUAACCGUGGAACCUUGACGACAUCGAGUAGGAGAAUCUGCUUGGUUAAUGACCGUUCAUCAGCAUCGUCGAGUUGGUACGUCCCAAGUGUGAGUCGGGCUAUCUGAGGCGCCGUGCCAGAACUCUCUGGCUGUGUGUAGCUAGGGACAUUAAAGUAGUCAUAGUCGCUUCCUG